Molecule: messenger RNA, 783 nt
Organism: Dermatophagoides farinae (American house dust mite)
Lineage: Eukaryota; Metazoa; Arthropoda; Arachnida; Sarcoptiformes; Pyroglyphidae
Source: RefSeq, a predicted model, not a curated record
AUGAAUUUUUCGAAUAAAGUAAGCAAAAUUAUAGAGUAUUGUAUUCGAUUUAUUUAUCAUUUAAAAACAAGAUUUUCAGAUUACAUAAUUUUGCAAAAUGGCAUCCAUCAUCAUCAUCAUCCAACGCGACCAAUUCGAAUCAUUCAACAUUGUCGUUUGUUACAUCAGACAUCGCAUAAUAAUAAUGAUAACAUCUUUCAAACGAAACGAAAAAAGUCAAAUAGAACUCCAGCCGAUGAUCUAGGAGAAUGGAUUCCAAUCUAUAGAUUUCCAUAUAUUGUGCCAUGUAGAAUAAUUUCACGUGCAAAACUUCAUAUGACCAUAAUGAUGACAACCAUUUUACCAGCUAGUUAUUUUAUUGGUGCAGAAUCAUACAAUACAUCAGAUUUGAUGAUGAUGACCGGUAUAUCAGCAUUUUCUUUGACAUUAUUAUAUGGAUUUGGACAAAUUUUUCGUCGUCUAAUUGGCUCCAUCUAUGUAUCGCCGGAAAAAAAUCUUGUUCGAAUAUCACAUCUAACAUUUUUUGGUAAUCGUGUUGAAAAGAUUCUUCCACGUGAUAAUUUAUUACUAUUAUCCGAUUCGAAUGCGAAUCUAAACGACUUGUUAUUACGUGUUUCACCAAUGGAUCAAAAUGAAUUGAAAGAUUCAUUGUACAUAUGUUUAAAAUAUGGUGGCAUUUUAGAUGUUGAAAAAUUUGCCAAUGUUUUCGGCACCAUUUGAUUGAUUAAAAUUGGAUCAAUACCAAUACACAUUUGUAUAUUGAAUAAAGAGAUUUUCAUUUCA